UUUCUGAAUUGUUGCGGUUUUGGUGGUUGUAUUUUAAUAUUUAUACAGUAUCUCUAAAAUGUCACUUUCAACUGGGUCCGGCCCUCGGGCCUGUUGGACCGAGGAAGAGAUCAGCGAUUUAAUAGAGAUUUGGGCAGAACCCGAAGUCAGAAUGCAAGUUGAGGAUAAAAAGUCCAAGAAUAAAACGAAAAUUCAUGAGAAGAUCGCUGCGAGAUUUUCGUCUAUGCCUGGCCACUCGCCGACGACGGCACGACAAAUUCAGACGAAGUUACAGGAUUUGAGGAAAAGGUUCAAACAGUGUUUCUUGGAAGAGGUUAACAAAUCAGGAUCUUGGGCACCAAACUGGCCAUUUUACCACAGGGUUGGAAACAUUAUCGGCGAUCGUCCAAAUGUCAGGCCUCCACCUGGGACCGUUGGGGAAUCGUCGAUGCCACCUCCACCUAGGCCUGGGAUCAGAAACCGCAGGCCUAGCUCGCAGUCAUCGACAGCAUCAGAUGAUACACCUCCACGGAGAUUGUCGGACUCUUCUGUGGACACACUGUCUACUUCCAGUGGCGGUCAUCAUGGUAAGACUCGAGAAACUUUGCAAUUUACUGGAGGCUGUAUUAGGCAGAAACAAAAAGAAAUUUCACUUGUAUUACUGGAGGCUACUAGGCAGAAACAAAGAAAAUGCUUCCUAUGCUCAAUUCAAAAAAUGUACAUUG
Messenger RNA from Anneissia japonica, 704 nucleotides. RefSeq lists its product as uncharacterized. Lineage: Eukaryota; Metazoa; Echinodermata; Crinoidea; Comatulida; Comatulidae. The annotation marks the transcript as partial. The transcript has 2 exons. The record is from RefSeq and is a predicted model, not a curated record.